AUGGCGGGAUAUCCGCACUGUUACAGGACGAUACGUAGUCAAACGAAAACUACGAAUUCUGUAUAUGGAGAAUUUUUUGAAGCAGCACAAGCCAUGAAAAUAAAAAUACAGCCAGAGCUGUUGAAAAUUUUACAGUAUGUCGAUUCAAACAGAAAGAAAUUUUAUGAUGAUCUGGCAGAGGCUGUCAAAAUUAAAUCUAUCACUUCAGAACUAAAGUACAUUGAGGAAGUUAAAAAAAUGCAUAGAUUUGUAGAAGAUUGGUUACUGAAGCUUGAAAUGAAAUAUGAAUGUUUCAACAUUGGUCAUUAUGAAAUCGAAGGAAAGAGAAUCAAAAUACCCACAAUGAUACUAGCGUUCCUGAAAACUAGUGCAAAUAAGAAAACAGUUUGUAUAUAUCUCCAUCUCGACGUACUUAAGCCGGACGAAAGUAAAUGGGAUACAGAUCCUUGGACGCUAACUACUGAAGAUAAAAAAAUAUAUGGUUGCGGUGCAGGGUGUGGAAAAGGACCUAUGAUGGCUUGGUUUCAUGUUAUAGAAGCUUUUAAAAAGUCUGAUUUAGAGUUUCCUGUAAAUUUGAGAUUUGUAAUUGAAUCAAUGCAUCACGAGCAUAGUCUGGGUCUUGCCGAUUUCAUAGAAUCAAGAAUGCAAGAUCUCUUCAGUGGAAUUGAUUGCAUCGUUAUGAGUGAUUCGGAAUGGUUAGGAGAAAAACAUCCUUGCAUUGUUUACGGCUCAGCAGGUAUCUUACAUUACGAGGUAACUGUGGAGAAAACAGAGCAAUCUAAGACAAACGUUAAAGAAGACAUGGAAAACAUUUUUAAAACAAUCACGGAUGAGGAAGACAACAUUUUAAUAAAAGGAUUUCACGAUUAUGUAAUACCGGUCUCACCAGAUGAGGAGCUAAUGUAUGAAUGUAUUCAAGAAUUUGAUCCGGAAGACAUAAGAGAAUCACUGCCACCGCAUAAAAGAGCAUGGGACAAAGUAAAACUUCUAAUGAGUUUCUGGAGGAUGCCAUCUAUUUAUGUCGAUGAGAUACAGGAAUGCAUUUGCGACAAAAAAGAUACAUCUGUAGUUAAAAGAUAUUUCCUAUUAAAAAUUGUGCCUAAACAAAUUGUGAGUAAAGUGGAUUCGCAGGUCAGGAAACAUAUUCAGAAUGCGAUCAAAGAAUUGAACAUCGAGAAUAAAGUAACUAUUCAACUGCUGAGAUCUAUACGACCAUGGCUUGAAAAUUUUCGAACACCACACUUCAAAGCUGCAAAAAAUGCGGUUAUUCAGAUUUAUAAAGAGAACGCCAAUAUGAUUCGAGAAGAUAGAGAAAGGGAGAGUGUUGCAAUUUUUAAUACAUUCCUAGAGAGACCAAUCUUGCUCCUACCGCUUUGCAACAAAACAUCAAAUCUAAGUGAAGAAAAUGAAAAUAUAUCAUAUAGAAACUACUAUGAAGGAACAAAACUUAUAGCAGCAUUUUUGUAUCAGUUUUCUUAUGUAAAAGAUAAAAAAUAA
This is a messenger RNA of Anoplophora glabripennis (Asian longhorned beetle), 1497 nucleotides long. RefSeq names its product cytosolic non-specific dipeptidase-like. Lineage: Eukaryota; Metazoa; Arthropoda; Insecta; Coleoptera; Cerambycidae. Bases 1 to 1497 code for a protein of 498 amino acids. The record is from RefSeq and is a predicted model, not a curated record. Gene Ontology annotation, molecular function: peptidase activity. The transcript has 5 exons. Gene Ontology annotation, biological process: proteolysis.